Impatiens glandulifera is the source of this 2753-nucleotide messenger RNA. Its product is annotated as probable LRR receptor-like serine/threonine-protein kinase At1g05700. NCBI's taxonomy places the organism in Eukaryota, Viridiplantae, Streptophyta, Magnoliopsida, Ericales, Balsaminaceae. The record is from RefSeq and is a predicted model, not a curated record. The coding region runs from base 1 to 2745 and encodes 914 amino acids. Gene Ontology annotation, biological process: protein phosphorylation. The transcript is spliced from 15 exons. Gene Ontology annotation, molecular function: ATP binding; protein kinase activity; protein binding.
AUGGAUGCUCUAAAGACCCUAAUCGAAGGGUUGUCCCAACAAACGGCUACUAUGCAAGCUUCAACGGACAGAAGGUUUGAUGCUGCUGAAGAAAGAUUGGUAGCCAUUGAAAGUGGUGCAUUUGGAAAUGGCCAAGAUCCCCGCACCAGACCCUAUGAUUAUCCUUCUUUCUAUAGUCCUUCCCCAUAUAUGUCCCACCACCCUGGCCAACACUAUGUUCCUCCAACCCGACUAACCAAGAUCGACUUUCCUCGGUUUGAUGGGGCCGAUGUGGAGCUCAUUGAACUUCCUAAUUUACAUGCUCAGGAUGAUCAAGCAGGAUUUAUAAGCUUAGAUUGUGGUCGGCCUAAUGGGUAUACAGACAGGGAUACAGGAUUGAGAUAUACUUCAGACAAUGACUUCAUUGACACAGGAGUAAGUCGAAUGGUCGCCCCUGAAUACCAAUCAAACUCAACAUAUCAACAGUUCCUGUAUGUUAGAAGCUUCCCCAAAGGAACUAGAAACUGCUACACUUUAAAGACAACAUUCCUAAUAAGGGGGAGAUUCUUGUAUGCAAACUAUGACAACAACAAUCAUUCACUCCCUAGUUUUGAUCUUGAGAUCGGAGUUGACCUGUGGGACACCGUGCAAAUUUACAACGAGUCUCGUCCAGUAGACAAAGAGAUCAUAUAUGUACCAAAGUCAGAUUUUAUUCAAGUUUGUCUUAUCAAUACCAACUCUGGAAUCCCUUUUAUAUCGGCUCUAGAGAUAAGGCCUUUCAGUGAUGAUAAUAUUUACAAGACAGAUUAUUCUCUCAAGUUUCGUGGAAGGUGGGAUUUGGGUUCAUCAAACGUUGACUGGUAUAGCAAUAGGCUCACCACCGAGUUUCCCAUGACGAUUAAUAAUUACAUGCUCCCUUACUUAGUCAUUAAUUCGGCCAACUCUCCCCAAAACCCAAACGAUUCCAUGGUUAUUACAUGGAGCCCAUAUAAUAUUAGUGAUCAACUUUAUGUUUACUUACACUUUGCCGAGCUCACUCCCUUGGCUUCGCGAGAAUUUGACAUUUAUAUCAACGGAAAGCUCUUUCAGACAUCUUAUUCUCCUAAAUUUCUCCAGAUAGAAACUAUUGUGGUACCAUUAAUAGAUGUUAGCUCAACUUAUGCAUUUUCUCUAAUUCGGACCAAAAAUUCUUUGCUUCCUCCUCUCUUGAAUGCCUACGAGGUCUACGCGAUCAUGAAAGCAAGAAAUACUCAGACCAGUGAUACUGACGUUGCUGCUAUUAUGGGAAUAAAGUCAACAUACAAAGUGUUGAAAAACAACUGGCAAGGGGACCCUUGUGGCCCGCAACCAUUUAUUUGGGAUGGGAUCAAGUGCAGCUACAAUCCACCCCAAAUCAUUUCCUUAAACUUAUCAUCAAGUGGGUUGACUGGGGAGAUAUCUCCUUUCAUUCAGAAUCUCACAUCAUUACAAACUUUGGAUUUAUCAAAUAACAAUCUAUCCGGGGAUGUUCCAGUUUUUCUAUCUCAGUUUAGCUCCUUGCGGGUAUUGAAUUUGAAGGGAAAUAACUUGACAUGUCCAAUGCCAUCAUCACUCCAUGCAAAUAUAAAGAAUUUAAUCAGUGAUGAUUGCAAGGAAAAUUCGACACCACCAAGGAAGCAUGUUAUUGUAAUAGCUGCUUCUAUUGGUGGGUUCAUAUUGAUUAUAGCUGCUGCUUCAAUUCUCCUGUAUUGCAUCAAAAGGAACACAAGGCAGCCAACUGUGCAAAGCCCGAGGAUUAAACUUAACAACUUUCAGAUUAAGAACUGUCAAUUCAGUUACUCUGAGAUUUUGAAUAUCACAAACAACUUCCAGACGGUUCUUGGCAAAGGAGGCUUUGGCACAGUCUAUCGUGGCUAUGUCGGAAACACCCCGGUUGCUGUGAAAAUGCUUUCUGAGUCAUCUACACAAAGUUACAAGGAAUUUCAAGCCGAGGCUAAGUUCUUGGUGAGUGUUAAUCAUAAGAAUUUGACUUCUGUCGUCGGUUAUUGCGACCAAGAUGAUAAAAUGGGACUCGUCUAUGAGUUCAUGGAAAAAGGAAAUCUAGAAACUAAUUUAUCAGAGAAAAGCUCACAAAUACUGAAUUGGGAGGAAAGACUUCGAAUAGCAGUCGAUGCAGCACAAGGAUUGGAGUAUUUGCACAACGGCUGUAUGCCAAUAAUAAUCCACAGAGAUGUUAAGUCUUCCAACAUCUUACUCAACGGGAAAUUUGAAGCAAAGAUGGCUGAUUUCGGGUUAUCAAAGACAAUCCCUGUAGAAGGAAACAAUUAUGUCUCCACGGUUGUUGUUGGCACUCCUGGUUACGUUGAUCCAGAGUACUAUAUGACAAAUAGGGUGACAGAAAAAAGUGAUGUUUACGGUUUUGGAAUCGUCCUCUUGGAGAUAGUGACGGGGAAGUCGGCAGUGUCGAGGAGGCAAGGCGACGCUCAUAUAAUCGAAUGGGUGGAUGAAAUGAUAUCAACAGCUGAUGCUAAUCAGAUUGCUGAUAAUAGGCUAAGGGGAGAAUUUGACACAAAUUGUUUAUGGAAACUUGUGGAAUUGGCAAUGGCUUGUGUUUCGCGAGAAUCGGUGAGGAGGCCAAACAUGACUCAAGUUGUGAUGGAGCUAAAGGAUUGUUUGGCAAGCGAGAUAGCCCGUCAUGACACAAGAUCAAUGGGUUCGGUUAGUGGCGGUUUUAUGUCAAUGGGGCUAGUGAGUAAUGGGCAGCUAACGGGUCCUCUUGCAAGGUAAAAAAGAAA